UGAUAUAAACACAGAAUCAUUCUCAAUUGAUUGAAUGAAGAUGAAUCAACAUGAAUACUAUCACUAUCUUUGUAGAUAUUUUACAGAAUUAACAAAAAAGAAAUGCCUAUGAUAGCUCCUCUAAACGAUGCUCUGUAAUAAAAAAAAAUGCAGAGAGAAAAGAUACAUCACCUCAUAAAAAGCUAUGGAGCAAGACGACAAUCUCAUUCCAUUCAAACAAAACUCCACUGAUUCGAACAUCUCUUAACACCAAUUUCAAUCUCGGCAUCCUUCACACCAUGGCCACAAGCGUAUCACACUCUCCCGAUUUCCGCCCUGAAGUUUCCGUUACGCCGCCGACCCACGACGGCCUUUACUUCUGGCAGUUCAUGAUCGCCGGCUCAAUCGCGGGGUCGGUCGAGCACAUGGCGAUGUAUCCAGUGGACACUCUCAAGACCCGAAUACAGGCCUUAGGUGGUGGAUCGUCAACAGUCCGACAAGCCCUCGGCUCGAUUCUGAAAGUGGAAGGCCCGGCUGGGCUUUACCGUGGAAUCGGAGCAAUGGGUUUAGGCGCAGGACCUGCACACGCCGUCUACUUCUCAGUAUACGAGUUUGCGAAAGAGGGGUUUUCAAUGGGGAAUAAGAACAACCCAUUAGCGCACGCCAUUGCUGGAGUUUGUGCGACGGUGACGAGCGACGCCGUGCUAACGCCGAUGGAUGUAGUGAAACAAAGGCUGCAGUUGAAGAGUAGUCCUUAUAAAGGAGUGAGGGACUGUGUGAAGAGGAUUUUGGUUGAGGAAGGGAUUGGGGCGUUGUAUGCUUCCUAUCGGACGACGGUUGUGAUGAAUGCGCCAUAUACGGCGGUGUAUUUUGCGACUUAUGAAGCUGCUAAAAGGGGAUUGAAGGAGGUGUCACCGGGAAGUGAUGAAGAUGAGAGGCUGAUUGUUCAUGCUACGGCCGGUGCGGCAGCUGGGUCUCUUGCUGCAGCUCUUACAACGCCAUUAGACGUUGUGAAAACUCGGCUGCAGUGUCAGGGAGUAUGUGGUUGCGACAAAUUUUCAAGCAGUUCAAUUGGGUACGUACUUGGGUGUGUGGUGAAGAAGGAUGGCUACAAUGGGCUGAUGAAAGGAUGGAUUCCAAGGAUGAUGUUCCAUGCCCCUGCUGCUGCAAUUUGCUGGUCCACUUACGAGGCUUCAAAAUCCUUCUUUCAACAUCUCCACAAUCACAACAAUUAGAAACAACACUUGUUUACUCACUGCCAAUACUUUCACAACAGUAGUAGUAAACAAAAAGCUCAUUACUUACAAUUAUAUAUUGUAUUCCGAUAUCAAAUCAUGUUAUCCAAUAAAAUAAAUUUACAGUUACGAGUUAAGGAUA
Molecule: messenger RNA, 1356 nt
Organism: Cucumis sativus (cucumber)
Lineage: Eukaryota; Viridiplantae; Streptophyta; Magnoliopsida; Cucurbitales; Cucurbitaceae
Product: mitoferrin
Exons: 2
Coding region: 279-1214 (311 amino acids)
Biological process (GO): iron import into the mitochondrion
Cellular component (GO): mitochondrial membrane
Molecular function (GO): ferrous iron transmembrane transporter activity
Source: RefSeq, a predicted model, not a curated record